AUGGAAAGUAGACCUCCAAAGCACAUCGAAAGUAAAUUCUUCAAACACUUGACCACCUACAAGCUCGGAAAUAAAGUCGUUAAGGUAUUUGUGAAAACCGCUGGCCCCUGUGCCCACGUCACCCUUGAUUUAAGCGGCAAGUCUUUCAAGAAGUUUGUCAUUACGAGUGAUCACGUCCUCGAUAAAACCUUGGUUGCCCUUGACGAAUACGUUCCAGAAUUCAUGAGAGUCGCAGAGCCUAUUGGUAAAAAUAAGAAGAAAAGAGGAGACCCAGUUUUUGGUGGUUUCGAUAUCGAGCCAGCCGAGAGAGAUGAGAUUGAAGGAGAUGAAGUGGAAGAAGUGGAGAUGGUAGAUGAAGAUCCCGAGGAAGAAGUGGAAGAAGUGGAUGCAAUGGAUGACUUUUCAACUACUCCAUAUGAAGUUUUCGUUCAUAAGCCGGUCCACAAAGCUGCCCUUGAUUUUAGAAAGUCUUACUCUGUAAUUUUUGACACGAAGGGGAAACCUAUUGUUAGAGGGUGUUUUGAUGGAUUAUUUGCCCCAUUCAAUAUUAAGCUUGAAAAGUUUGUCAAAAUCAAUUUCCCAACCGCAAAAAAGGUGCCAGUUUGGUGUUGCUCCAAUGAAAUGUCAAGAUCUGGGAAAUUAUUCAUCAGCGUCUUUGCCAGUUUAGUUUUCAAAAAAGACAUUAAGAUUCACAAGAAGCAUAACAAGAAAAUGGGCCACGGCCAAGGCAAGAAAACUGCUGUUGUGAAGAUCCAUGCUAAAAAAGAGAUCAAAAAAGUGAUUCAUAAAGGUUCUAAGCAUCACCACCAUCAUCAUCCUCCUUAUACUCCAGGAGGUCCAAGUAUGCCAGGAGGUCCAGCAGGCCCAGGAGGUCCAGGAGGUCCAGCAGGCCCAGGAGGUCCAGCAGGCCCAGGAGGUCCAGCAGGCCCAGGAGGUCCAGGAGGCCCAGGAGGUCCAGCAGGCCCAGGAGGUCCAGCAGGCCCAGGAGGCCCUAAUUGA
This is a messenger RNA of Saccharomycopsis crataegensis, 999 nucleotides long. RefSeq lists its product as uncharacterized. Lineage: Eukaryota; Fungi; Ascomycota; Saccharomycetes; Ascoideales; Saccharomycopsidaceae. The transcript has a single exon. The coding region runs from base 1 to 999 and encodes 332 amino acids. The record is from RefSeq and is a predicted model, not a curated record.